Molecule: messenger RNA, 3374 nt
Organism: Fundulus heteroclitus (mummichog)
Lineage: Eukaryota; Metazoa; Chordata; Actinopteri; Cyprinodontiformes; Fundulidae
Gene: cnr1
Product: cannabinoid receptor 1
Exons: 2
Coding region: 369-1778 (469 amino acids)
Biological process (GO): G protein-coupled receptor signaling pathway
Cellular component (GO): membrane
Molecular function (GO): cannabinoid receptor activity
Source: RefSeq, a predicted model, not a curated record
CAUAAGAGUGAAGACACAAAGAGAAAGGCUGGAGAGACGCUGGAGGCAGCUGCAACACCGCCAGCUCCAACCUGUUUCCACAGAGAAAGAGCGCACUCCAAGAGCGACAACUUCGACUUCCACAAAAACUUCUGCUAUAUAACCAAUUGAAAACAGAGGGGAAAAACUGAAGACAUUUGUAUUUUUUACUUAAUACAUGAGCGUUUACUGUUUUUCCUUUAAUCUAAGAUUUUCCGUCGUUCAGCGAUGCGCUUCUGGCUCGGAUUUACGCACGGCGAUAAAGGGCGAUUCUGCACACUUGAAAGAAUUAUGUAAGUCUGUAGGUUGUCCCAUCAUCUCAGUCAGCAGUAUUAUCAUCAGCCACAGCCAUGAAAUCUGUGCUUGAUGGGGUGGCAGACACCACCUUCCGGACUAUUACAUCUGGGUUGCAGUAUCUGGGCUCCAACGAUGCCAACUACAAUGACCCCAUCAAUGAUUUGAACUUAAAGGGCGGCUUGUCCAUGCAGAAGCCCUUAUCUGCUUUCCGCAGCGACUCCUUCCCAAACAAGGUACCUCCAGAUGAAGAGCUUAUCCUCAAGGGCAUCCCCUUCUUCCCCACCAAUGCCACAGACUUGUUUGGCAACAGGAGCACAUUUAGAGAUGAGACUAAUACCAUACAAUGCGGCGAGAACUUUAUGGACAUGGAGUGUUUCAUGAUCCUGACUCCCAGCCAGCAGCUGGCUGUGGCUGUGAUGUCCCUUACUCUGGGUACCUUCACUGUGCUGGAGAACCUGGUCGUGCUCUGCGUCAUACUGCAGUCCCGCACCCUCCGGUGCCGUCCGUCCUACCACUUCAUCGGAAGCCUCGCAGUGGCUGACCUCCUGGGCAGCGUCAUCUUUGUCUACAGCUUUUUGGACUUCCAUGUUUUCCACAGGAAGGACAGCCCCAACGUGUUUCUCUUCAAGCUGGGUGGAGUCACUGCGUCGUUCACGGCGUCAGUCGGGAGCCUCUUCCUCACUGCUAUCGACCGCUACAUCUCCAUACACCGGCCUCUUGCCUACAGGCGCAUUGUGACGCGGAACAAGGCUGUGGUAGCCUUUAGUGUGAUGUGGACGCUCUCGAUCAUCAUCGCAGUUCUACCUCUGCUCGGCUGGAACUGUAAACGUCUCAACUCAGUCUGCUCAGACAUAUUCCCCCUGAUUGACGAGAACUACCUGAUGUUCUGGAUCUUCCUGACCAGUGUCUUGGUUAUUUUCAUAAUCUACGCCUACAUAUACAUCCUCUGGAAGGCGCACCACCACGCUGUGCGCAUGCUGAGCCGUGCCUCCCAGAAGAGUCUUGUUGUCUACUCAGCAGACGGGACUAAAGUGCAAACCACGCGCCCUGACCAGGCACGCAUGGACAUCCGCUUAGCCAAGACCCUGGUGCUCAUUCUGGUGGUGCUCGUUAUCUGCUGGGGCCCGUUGCUCGCCAUCAUGGUGUACGACCUCUUCUGGAAGAUGGACGAUGACAUCAAGACGGUGUUUGCGUUCUGCAGCAUGCUCUGUUUGCUCAACUCUACCGUCAACCCAAUCAUCUACGCCUUGAGGAGCAAGGACCUGCGGCGUGCCUUCAUGACUUCCUGCAGCAUCUGCCGGAGCAGUGCCCAGCAACUGGACAAUAGCCUCGAGUCGGACUGCCAUAACAGAAAUGCCACCAUCUCUGCCAACAGGGCUGCGGAGAGUUGCGUGAAGACCACUGUGAAAAUAGCCAAAGUAACAAUGUCUGUGUCGACGGAAACCUCUGCAGAAGCUGUCUGAUGAGCCGUCAAAGGGGCUGGGUGGGGGUGGGGGGUGUAAAUGUCAUCCUCCCUAAACGACCCCAUUUCACACGAAAAAGGCAAAGGUUGUGUGUUCCAGAAAAGUUCACUCCCGAAAGUUGUCGAUUCUCAUCCUCUCACAGACGCUUUAGAGGCUCCAUACUUUUAUGUUGGUGUAUGAGUACAUAGUGUGCCAAAGUGCCAAACGGUAUCGCAAGAUCAUAGAAGGGACUCGCAAUUUGGGAAGGACUCGGAAAGACUAUCAUAAGUCUGCUGUUUACCAUAGACUUCAUGAUAUCCAGUCAGCAAAGGCAUAUUAUAUUUUUGUACUGUGAAUUCAGGUUUUGAAAAACUCUAUCUUCAUUUAUGGGAUAAGGGGCUACUGAAAUUUCCAAGUAGAGAAGUUUUACAGCGUCAUGUAGAACUCGAUAUGUAUCUCGAACCAUAUGUACAACAAUUCAUUGCGCCUUCACUUCCUAUAGGCUUCAUGUUACAUAAAGGCAUUUUUGAAACUGAGUUUAAAAAAAAUGACUUUAGUUAACUCAGAUUGUUAUAUUCCAGAAGUGAGUGAUUUCUGACAUCGCUCAGCGAAUGACCAAUGUGUGGCGAGAUGUUUUUGAGAAGUGACAGGUCAGGGAGAGUGAUUAAACCCUGAAAAAAAAAAAAAAAAAACUCGGACUAAUAAGUGUGAAACAGAUUUACGAAAUCUCGUUUUUCAGUGGUAAAGUGAUUUCUUUAACAGCUGCCUGCUCUUGCAGGGUAAAAGUGUCUUUCUUCAGUUAUGUACCUAACAACUGUACAGUGUUUAAUUGCAAAUGAAGUGUUCCAAUUCAGCUAUACAGCCAAGUUAACUCAAACGCCAAGCUUUUCUCUUUUGUUUAAAGCCUGAAAGAUAAAAAGAAAAACAGAACAAAGAAACAGUGUGCGGGUCACUACUGUUGGAAACUAAAAGGGUUUUUGGAUUAUAUAGCUGCUUUUGUCAAAUGUUUAAUUUUAUUGGAUUCUGCCUUGUACGUAUGUGUGGUACCUUGUGACUUAGUGACAUUUUUCCAACCCCGAAGCCUUUUGAUCAUUGCAGUGAGUUUUUCUUAGUGCUACUGUUGCAGAAAACAAAAGAAACCAAUACACAGGGCUGGUGAAGUGGUUUUGGCGUUACUGAGUAACAUAAAAAUAUCUGCUGUUCAAUUUGUACUUCUCAAAACAAAGAAACAACGGUCAGUAGCUUGUGACUUAAAUGGAAGUUUGUGUGUAAGAAUUAUGUGAAGAUUAAAACUGACCUUAAAUAAGACAACAUAGCAAAGAUGUGAUUUUUUUUUCCUGAUAGGUGACGUAGAAUUUUUAAUCUAGGAAUCUCACAGCACAACUGUUCUGUAAACAUUUAUCCCGUUGUGAAGUUUUCCAGACAGCUGUUUAUCAGUACGCUUCUGCUGGCUCUUGUAAUUUUAAAUAUUAAAGAUCAAAAUGUCAAAUUGUCACGUGGCUUCUGUACAUUGGUGGCAUAAUGAGGAACCUAUGACUUCAAAAUCGCAGUCGAUCAAGUGUUUCUGGUAUUGCUGUGUUAAAACUUUUGAAUAAAGUCGCAGCUGGUGUCAUGUUG